Messenger RNA from Xyrauchen texanus (razorback sucker), 3061 nucleotides. Its product is annotated as paired box protein Pax-2a-like. The coding region runs from base 1 to 1155 and encodes 384 amino acids. Gene Ontology annotation, molecular function: RNA polymerase II cis-regulatory region sequence-specific DNA binding; DNA-binding transcription factor activity, RNA polymerase II-specific. NCBI's taxonomy places the organism in Eukaryota, Metazoa, Chordata, Actinopteri, Cypriniformes, Catostomidae. The transcript is spliced from 9 exons. The record is from RefSeq and is a predicted model, not a curated record. Gene Ontology annotation, biological process: anatomical structure development; regulation of transcription by RNA polymerase II.
AUGUUUUUGUCGGUUGUUGCUGUUGUCUCCGGUAUAGGGCACGGGGGAGUGAACCAGCUGGGCGGGGUGUUCGUGAACGGAAGGCCUUUACCUGACGUCGUGCGCCAGAGAAUCGUGGAGCUCGCGCAUCAAGGGGUCAGACCCUGUGACAUCUCGAGACAGCUCAGGGUCAGUCACGGCUGCGUCAGCAAGAUUCUGGGCAGAUAUUAUGAGACGGGCAGCAUAAAACCUGGAGUGAUCGGCGGAUCCAAACCCAAAGUGGCCACGCCAAAGGUGGUGGAUAAAAUAGCGGACUAUAAGCGACAAAAUCCCACCAUGUUCGCCUGGGAGAUCCGGGACCGGCUGCUGGCGGAGGGAAUCUGUGAUAAUGACACCGUCCCCAGCGUCUCCUCCAUAAACAGGAUCAUUCGGACGAAGGUUCAGCAACCAUUUCACCCCUCUCCAGAUGGGACGUUGCUAUCCACCCCAGGACACACUAUAGUUCCAAAUACAGCAUCUCCUCCUCUCUCGAGUUCUUCCAACGACCCCGUGGGCUCCUACUCAAUAAACGGCAUUCUGGGAAUCCCUCGCUCAAAUGGAGAAAAGCGCAAAAGAGAUGCUGAUGGUUCAGAGGGUUCAGCACAGAGCAGUGAUUCUCAAGGCAGCGUGGAGAGCUUGAGGAAACAUCUACGAGCAGAUGCCUUCACCCAGCAGCAGAUAGAAGCAUUGGACCGAGUGUUCGAGAGGCCAACAUUCCCUGACGUCUUUCCCAGUUCAGAUCACGUCAAACCAGAGCUGGCAAGUGAGUACAGCCUCCCUGCAUUAAACACAGGCCUGGAUGAAGUCAAGCCCAAUUUAUCGUCCAGCACGACCUCUGACCUGGGCCCCGGCGUGUCACAGAGCUACACUGUAGGUCGGGAUAUGGCCAACACAACCUUACCUGGAUAUCCACCUCACGUCCCGCCCACUGGACAGGGAAGCUACCCAACAUCCACACUGGCUGGAAUGGUUCCUGGGAGUGAAUUUUCAGGGAAUCCCUACAGCCAUCCACAGUACACGAGCUACAACGACGCCUGGAGAUUCAGCAACCAAGCAAUAUUGAGUUCCCACUAUUAUUAUAGUGCAUCCAGAGGCUCCGCCCCCCCAACUGCUGCCACUGCCUAUGACCGCCACUAGUUACCACGGGAACCAAAUUAGGUUCCACGCCCACGGCCUUGGACUUCAUAUUCUGCCAGUGUGAGCAGUGCAGCCGAUUGGACAGAGAGUGGUUUUAUGUGGUCACAUGGGGAAGAACAGACCAAUCAGGACGAUUCUCGACCACAAUUCAGCCAAUCAAAAAAGCCCCAAUGGAUUUAAACACUUGAGAAGGACCUGAAUGAUGUGAACAAUAAAUGUAUAUCAAUGACAGAGGGUAAAUAUGAUUUUUAAAAUGUAUGAUGGAAUGAACAUGCUUUUCUAAUAUUUAUUUUGCUCUCACGAUCGCAUUUGAAUUCAUGGGUAUUUGUAUGUAAAGUGUCAUUCUAACACAUUUGAACUGUACAAUUUGAUAUGUACAAAAUAAAUGUAUGGACAGCAUCUAAAACGUAAACCCGCUUACAGUACAUAUUACCAGGGAGGUCUCCCUACAAGGGCGUAGAUUUGGCUCAAACAAAUGGGCAUUUGCACAAAUGGGAAAAACACUUCAGUAACCAAGAUGGCUGGACAAAGUGGGCGGGCACUGUUGCGCUCUAUUUAAUGCAGACAAACACAAAAUGCAAAAUACGUUUAUUAGUGCAAUCUGGAUUAAAUUGAUAAAAAACACCUUUAAAUUGCCUUUGCAUCAGCAAUUUCACAAUGUAUAUAGAUUUGCACGUCUCUGAAGCAAGGGUAGCCAGGAAAUGACUGUUGGGUGGACCUCAAUAGAAAUGGAUGGGCCCCAAAAUCUUUGCCCCAAAUUUUUUUUUUACCAAUUUUUCCUUAACAACAGAAAAGGGGCACAUUCAAACAGUUCAAUGAGAAUUUAUGCAUUAUUUGAACUAUUUUAUAAAUAUAUAUUUGAAGUCAAAGAAUGAUCCCAAAUAUUCUGGGUGGGCCUGGGUCCAACCCACCCUUGGCUACGCCACUGCUCUGAAGUUUAAGGGUUUACGUUUUAGAUGUUUUCAACACAAUGAUAUUGUACACAGUAUUUCAGUGUCUUUUCAAAUGUACAAAAAUGCACUUUACAUACAAAUACGGAUGAGUAUGAAGAAUGAACACCUGGAUGAACAGCAAGGAAACUCACGAGGACUCUCAACUUAAACUAUCACUUAGCAUGGAAAACAGGAAAACAGCAAAAGGCCAACUCGUAACGAGGGGGCAAUUAUGUCUUCAAGAAGAAAACAGACCUGCUGUCAGUCAGGCCAGAUUUGAUUUAAAAUGAAAAUAUUCUAAGACACAUUUUUGGUAUCAUGAAGGACUCUGCAGUGUGCAUGGACUAUUUUCAUUUGUUAUGCAUUUUUCAAUGUUUUUGAUUACUGGAUCAAAUAAUGCAUCAAAUUCUCAGUGUUGUUUUUGCACAAUGAGCAGGGCUGGACUGGUAAUCUGGCAUACCGGGAAUUUUCCCAGUGGGCUGACGCACUUUUGGGCCGUUCGGGGGCGGAAUGUCCAUCGGGAGAACCGAGCGGGCCGGUGCUUCGGAUGCGAAACGUGCCGAAUGGGCCACAAUAAGCAACAAUGAGCGGCCGCGUUAUGCAGAAAAGGACAGCGAACCACCCCCUCCGCCCCACUCAACAGUUGGGACAGUUGCCAUGUAAAAUCACAGGCCGAUUUCUCUUCCCAGUCCAGCCCUGAUAAUGAGUAUCUUCAGUCUGAAUUCAUCUUUUAAAAUCAGUCAUUAGCCACCAUUCUGUAAUUAUUUACUCACCCUCAUGUCAUUCUAAACACUACAAAACCAAAUUUAAGUUGUUAUUCACUGAGAAUCUUCACUUAUUUUUUAUAUAUAUAUCUAAACCAAUGACACUUUAUUUUACUGAUAUCAAAACUGUGAAGAUUCUUUAAAAAAAAAAAAGAAGUAAAUAAACGUUUUUUUUUUUCAACAGAAAAAUAAUUUAUCAUGUGGUUUUGG